AUGCCUUCUUUGCAUAAAGAACACAUAAACGCCCAACCGAAACCACUGGUUUUUGAUUCUUUGAUCCUGCAACAUGAAACCAGCAUACCCGAACAGUUUAUAUGGCCUGAUCAUGAGAAACCCAACUCACAAAAAGCCAAGGAACUAGCAGUUCCUUUAGUUGACCUACGAGGCUUUCUUUCUGGACGUGCUAGUUCAGCCAAGGAAGCCUCCGUGAUUGUUGGUGAGGCUUGCAAGAAACAUGGUUUCUUCCUAGUGACCAAUCAUGGUGUUGAUGCAAGCCUCAUAGUAGAUGCUCAUAGGUACAUGGACCUAUUCUUUGAGCUCCCUUUUUUGGACAAACAAAGAGUUCAAAGAAAACUAGGUGAAAACAAAUCAUCCAAAAUAGUGGAGGAGUAUUUUGAGAAGACAAUGGGAAAAGAAUUUGCUCGACUCGGGAAAGUUUACCAAGAAUAUUGCAAUGCCAUGAGUAGACUUUCACUAGGAAUCAUGGAAUUACUGGGGAUGAGCCUUGGUGUAGAGCAAUCGCACUUUAAGGAAUUCUUCAAAGAAAACGAUUCCAUAAUGAGGCUAAACUACUAUCCACCAUGCCAAAAACCAGACCUCACCUUAGGAACAGGCCCUCAUUGCGAUCCAACAUCAUUAACAAUUCUUCACCAAGAUUCCGUUGGUGGACUAGAAGUGUUCAUAGACAAUGAAUGGCGUUCAAUUGCUCCAAAUCUUAAUACUUUUGUAGUAAACAUCGGUGAUACAUUCAUGGCACUUUCAAAUGGACAAUACAGAAGUUGCUUACAUAGAGCUGUGGUUAACAACAAGAUUCAUAGGAAAUCACUUGCGUUCUUUCUAUGUCCAAAAAAAGAUAAGGUAGUGAGCCCACCAGACGAACUAGUGGACGAAAAGAACCCCAGAAUUUAUCCAGAUUUUACAUGGUCUAUGUUUCUUGAAUUCACUCAGAAGCAUUACCGAGCCGACAUGAACACCCUCCAAGCUUUCUCCAACUGGAUUCAGCAGAAAAACAGCUGAAAUCGAAUUCUUUUGUCCUUCUCUGCAUCCUGUACCACUAUCCUUCACAUGAAACGAAAUGAGGAAGCAGAUUCUUAAGUCAAAAGAUUCCCAUAACCUAUAAGUUGAUUUUGAAUCUUAUUUGUUAUUACCGAGUAACUUAUCCAGCUAUAUGAAAGCGGAUGUACAACAGAAGUUUCGUACUAUGAUGGAGAAUGCAUGAAACCAGUAUCUUGGUUAAUACUGUAGUUGCAUGAAAAAGUAAUGUUGAGGACGAUGGACAAGGUUUUAGUUUCUGUGGAGGUCAUAUUCGGGAUGCGUAUACAUAAGCCAAAAUUUGUGAUUUUCUAUUUUAGUAAAUAUGUAGGAAAUAAUUUUUAAUAACCACUAGUUAGUAGCAUUACCAACCAUCUAGUUUAGUGAAGAAGAAACAAAAAAGGCAUUAAUAAAUACUAGUAAGGGG
This is a messenger RNA of Lactuca virosa, 1465 nucleotides long. The record is from the annotation of a GenBank genome assembly. NCBI's taxonomy places the organism in Eukaryota, Viridiplantae, Streptophyta, Magnoliopsida, Asterales, Asteraceae.